AUGCCAAAGCGACGGAAGAAGGAGCCGGAGGCGGUCACUCGCUUGGACGAGCGGGGAGUCCACGUCUUCAAAGGUCCCGGACAGCAGGUGGAAAGCUUCCGAGACCUGCGCAGCGCCUUCCAUGCCGGGAAGCCGCUGCCUGCUGAGGCGGCCGCAGAAGCAGGGGCGGGGAGCAGCAGCAGCUUAACUGCAGACGCUCCUGCGGUUGAACAGGUGCUGGCAGAAGACCGGCCUACUCUUGCAGAAGCCACGGAAGAGGCCCCGGCUCGGACACCCUCUGCAAACCGCAAGCGGCCGCACACGGACACCGCUCUUGACUUCCUGGCGCCGUGCACCGAGACUCUCCGAACCCUGGUCGGAGCCGGGUCCUUUUCGGCAGCGGAUCGGCAGGAAGCCGAGGAGCUGCUCGCUGCCGCGAGUGCAAUCAUGUCGGCGGAGCUCGUCGACGGCAAGGAGAAGCAGGAUUGGCCGGAAAUCUUGCGAUUGCACACUGCCGCGACCGACUUGAUGGCUCGGCUGCAGGACAAGCAUCAGACGGCCGAGGCCACACAACGGACGCCGCAGAGCCUGAUAGGCAGCCCCUGGCCGGCGACCAGUCCGCCCAGUCGUCUUCUUUCGGCGGAUCUUUUUGCCUCGCCGCAGACCCUGCCUCCGACGCCUCUGCCGAAGCAGGAGAAGAAAAGAAGGACUCUGAGCCCCGACAAAGAGUAG
This is a messenger RNA of Symbiodinium sp. CCMP2592, 711 nucleotides long. NCBI's taxonomy places the organism in Eukaryota, Dinophyceae, Suessiales, Symbiodiniaceae. The record is from the annotation of a GenBank genome assembly.